AUGGGUUGCCUUUUUGUGCAAGAUGAUGCACUGGAUAGAGGACCAGAUUCUUGUUGCAACGUGAGCAAAAGGCUUGUACGAUGUAACUCAAUGAACUCCAUUACGAGGGAUAUGGGCGGUGAAGUUCUCACUUUGAGGUCAACUGGAGCAUAUAAGGCAGCAUCUCGAUUAGCAAGUGCUACUCCUCCUCCUGCUCACGUGCUUAGUCGUGGAAUUGGCUGGCAGGGCGUUGGGAUUCUAUUAGAUGGACUAUUCGGGACAGUUACUGGAUCUACCGUUUCUGUAGAAAAUAUUGGUCUUCUUGGAAGCACUCGUGUUGGCAGCCGCAGGGUAAUCCAAAUUUCUGCUGGAUUCAUGAUCUUCUUCUCAAUGUUAGGAAAAUUUGGAGCAUUGUUUGCAUCAAUACCCUUCACAAUCUUUGCAGCUGUAUAUUGUGUUAUGUUUGGUCUUGUCGCUUCUGUAGGGUUGUCGUUCUUGCAAUUCACAAACAUGAACUCGUUGAGAAACCUCUUUAUUACUGGUGUUUCCCUCUUCCUAGGCUUAUCUAUCCCAGAGUAUUUCAGGGAAUAUACUACCGCCGCUCUUCAUGGUCCUGCACACACAAAUGCUGGAUGGUUCAACGAUUUCCUAAACACCAUCUUCUUAUCAUCUCCGACUGUUGCCCUACUUGUUGCUGUAUUCCUGGACAACACGCUUGACAUUAAAGGCAGUGCUAGAGAUCGGGGAAUGCCAUGGUGGGCCAAGUUCAGAACAUUCAAGGGAGAUAGUCGGAAUGAAGAGUUUUACACUCUUCCGUUCAAUCUCAACCGAUUUUUUCCUCCAUCAUGAUACAUUAUUAUUGAGGCGAAGACAAAAUCAUAAGCUGAAAAAGGAUUAUGCUCAAUUGUUGCUUAUUGCUAUGAUUAUAGAGCUUGUGAGUGUGUGUUUCGACUCGCCCAUGAAUCGACGGAUUAGCCUCUUCUGUCAAUAUUUUUUGAUUUAUUCAAUCAAUCUGGCUUGGGUUAUUCAAGUUUAA
Molecule: messenger RNA, 1015 nt
Organism: Olea europaea var. sylvestris
Lineage: Eukaryota; Viridiplantae; Streptophyta; Magnoliopsida; Lamiales; Oleaceae
Product: nucleobase-ascorbate transporter 2-like
Exons: 8
Coding region: 1-828 (275 amino acids)
Biological process (GO): transmembrane transport
Cellular component (GO): membrane
Molecular function (GO): transmembrane transporter activity
Source: RefSeq, a predicted model, not a curated record